GGACCCCGGCUGAGGCGGCGGCGGCGGCGGCGACGUGGGCUGCGGCGGGCCCGCGGCGUCGGGCGGUGCGGAUGUCGGGCUGGGCGGACGAGCGCGGCGGCGAGGGAGACGGGCGCAUCUACGUGGGCAACCUUCCGACCGACGUGCGCGAGAAAGACUUGGAGGACCUGUUCUACAAGUACGGCCGCAUCCGCGAGAUCGAGCUCAAGAACCGGCACGGGCUCGUGCCCUUCGCCUUCGUGCGCUUCGAGGACCCCCGAGAUGCUGAGGAUGCAAUUUAUGGAAGGAAUGGUUAUGAUUAUGGCCAGUGUCGGCUUCGUGUGGAGUUCCCCAGGACUUACGGAGGUCGGGGUGGGUGGCCCCGCGGUGGGAGGAAUGGGCCUCCUACAAGAAGAUCUGAUUUCCGAGUUCUUGUUUCAGGACUUCCUCCAUCAGGCAGCUGGCAGGACCUGAAGGAUCAUAUGCGAGAAGCUGGGGAUGUCUGUUAUGCAGAUGUGCAGAAGGAUGGCAUGGGGAUGGUUGAGUAUCUCAGAAAAGAAGACAUGGAAUAUGCCCUGCGUAAACUGGAUGACACCAAAUUCCGCUCUCAUGAGGGUGAAACUUCCUACAUCCGAGUUUAUCCAGAGAGAAGCACCAGCUAUGGCUACUCACGGUCUCGGUCUGGGUCAAGGGGCCGUGACUCUCCAUACCAAAGCAGGGGUUCCCCACACUACUUCUCUCCUUUCAGGCCCUACUGAGACAGGUGAUGGGAAUUUUUUCUUUAUUUUUUAGGUGAACUGAGCUGCUUUGUGCUCAGACUCUACAUUCCAGAUUGAUGAUUUAGUGUCUUAGGAAAUUUUUUUAAUUUUUUUUUUAAAGGAAAUAAAACUACAUAAUUUCUACCAGG
Molecule: messenger RNA, 886 nt
Organism: Diceros bicornis minor
Lineage: Eukaryota; Metazoa; Chordata; Mammalia; Perissodactyla; Rhinocerotidae
Gene: SRSF9
Product: serine and arginine rich splicing factor 9
Exons: 4
Coding region: 72-737 (221 amino acids)
Cellular component (GO): ribonucleoprotein complex; cytoplasm; nucleus
Molecular function (GO): mRNA binding
Source: RefSeq, a predicted model, not a curated record